CUAUGAUUUUGCUAAGCAGACACAAAGGAGGAAUAAAAUGAUUGAUAUUUGCUCCCAAUAGGUAUUAUUUCUUCAAUUGUGAUUUUGAAGGUUGGAGCUAGUCCUCCUAGGCAUUUGUACAUCAACUUCUCAGCACACCAAAAUCCCAUCCAAUCAAUUUCCAUUUGAUUCAAAUUCUUGUUAGCCCUCCAACACAUAGGAGAAUAUAAUGAUUGAUGUUGGCCCUCCAAUACUACUAAAUCAAUGACAGCCUAAGUUUUCUAAUCCAAGAUUAAAUAGUCUGAGAAUUCAACCUGACCAGCCUUAAGACAACCAACUUUAUUUUGUUCAUGUUGUAUCUCAAGGGGGGAAUAAUGAAGGAGAAUUUUCCUCUUCCUGGUAGAUAAAAUCCAGAACGAGACACAAGGAGAAAUCCCGGGCAAAAAUUACAUAAGAGGGAAAAAGGCCAAACUAUACAUCAACCCAUAAGCUAAAUUCUUCCGGCAAAUCAAUCAAGAAACAAAAGAAAGAGAUUCCUAAUAGUAUUUAUCAGAGAGAGAGAGAGAGAGAGAGAUUCCUAAUAGUAAUCCAAAAAAGGGCUCAAUAUCAAAUGUUUCGACUCCAAAAUAAAAACUACACCUCCAUUAAAGAUUCUCCUGAGGUGGAGGCUUUUGAGGGAAAUGAAUUGAACAGUGUCUUUUCUUUGCCACCUCAGGGUCAGCAAUUUCAGGGUGGUGAUCAUAUGUCACUCAACAAGCUUAUGACGCGUACAAUGAAAACGGAUCCAGGCAUGGAAAACGGGUGGACGGAUUUCGGGCAGUUCACCGGAGAUUUCGGGUUUGAGUUCGGGUUCGAGAUGAAUUAUGGCCUCUCCAAGACUACUAGCUACCCGGCAGCAGCGAUAUCGGAGGGGGCAGUUACGGCUACAGCAGUGACUGAAGCAAAACAGAGAGACUCUUCUGUCUUGCCAGAGAAGAUGAGCUUCAAGAAGAGAAAGGCUGACAAGAGCCAUAACCUCAAGGCAGUAGCAGAAGAAGAAGAUUGUAAGGAAAAAAGGAUCAGAGGAUGUACCGAACAGGGAGAGUCGAAGAUCACGGAGCAGAACAGCAACAGCGACAACGACAGCAAGAACACCAGCAACAACAAUAACAACAAGAGAGAAACAUCUGCAGAUACUUCCAAGGAGAACUCGAAGGUUUCGGAGGUUCAAAAACCUGAUUACAUUCACGUUCGUGCACGGCGUGGCCAAGCCACUGACAGCCAUAGCUUGGCCGAAAGAGUACGUUCGAAGAAAAUUAGUGAGAGAACAAAAUAUCUGCAAGAUUUAGUACCGGGAUGUAAUAAGAUCACGGGAAAGGCUGGUAUGCUUGAUGAAAUCAUCAACUAUGUUCAAUCUCUUCAAAGACAAGUAGAGAUAGAAAACAUAUUCCUAUCCAUGAAACUGGCUGCUGUAAAUCCAACACUCGACUUCAACAUCGACAAUUUUGUAGUGACAGAGGUGUUUUCAGCAUGCACAUCCAAUUUUCCAAUCGAGGUAUCAUCAGAGAUCGCUAACCCUGCCUACCUACAGUUUAAUCCAUUACAACAAGUAGUUUCGUGUAGCGGGUUGGAAAUGGGAAUAAACGCUCCUGAUAUGGCACUUCGAAGAACGAUCAGCGCCCCCGUAUCGAGCCCUGAAACAUUUCUCGAUUCGUCCUGUUUCAAACAUAUACAAUCCUCAUCGGCUUGGGAAGCCAAUUUACAUAACCUUUAUGGUGUGGAGUUUCUCCAAGGAAGAUCACCAUCAUUUCAAGCCCAGCAAUUUACAGGCUCCAAUGAAGCUAGCAAUCUGAAGAUGGAUAUCUGAAUCAAAACAUAAAUCAUAUGAUUUGUUGGAUGAGUUCAAUCCAAAUGCCUUUCUUCCUCAUUCGUUUUUUGUUUUCUAUAGCUAGUACAUAACGUGGAUAGUUGUAUGUAUACCAUCUCCGUAGAAAUAAGUAUUAUAAUGAGAAGAUACCUAUUAACCUCCUCAACAUUCUCUAGCGUGUGAUGUACUAUGGGUGUACUUUAGGUUUCAAUCGCGAUUGAUUUUUUAUUUUCUCCCUAUGAUUCUUCUGAUCACCAUUUGGACCAUUCUGUUCUCAUCAAAGUUACUACCAUAUAUCAAUUGAAUAACAAAACAAUACAAAACUACACUAGAAAAAUAAAAGUUGUGCAAUUGGGAAAUGGAAGAAUUGUAACGUGAAGAUCAAGGGGCACAAAUUGUCCUUACAAUGAAUGAAACCCAAAGGACAAUGUUAAGGCAUUCCCGUGACGGAUAGAGAACAUGAGCCAACCAGUGGACCAGAGCGGUUUCUUUUGGGACAGAAUGAGAUGUGUCUGAAUAAGACGCUGAUAAUUGGAGACAGUGAAAGAGAGCAUAUAUAAGGGGGAAUAAAUAAAGCCAAAACACACACUCUCUCUCUCUCCAGGAAAAUCACAUCCAAUCCUGUCCACUAGGAAGGUUUCCAUGUCCCCAGUAUUUACAGUAUCUAACUAGCUAACUGCAUCAUCAACAUCAAUAUGUUUCCAUAUUACAUUUUUUAUAUGUGCUGUGUAACAACAAAAGCAGCUAUUAAAUAUCUUCAAACGAUUUAAGAACAUAUUUGUAGCGUUAAGGGUGGAGUCAGAGAAAAUAUCAAGGUUAGUCAUUCGGUUCCUUAGGUUUCGCAUUAGGCUAAUAAGGGAAGUUGUUUCACCUUAAAAACCAUGUUAAUUAGGAUGAGUAAAGAGGUUUUACGGCACUCAAUAACAAUAGAGAUCAUGCCAUACCUAAUAUUAGGAUGAUUUGAGAUAUAGAUAUAUAUCUAAUGAUGGUGUAGAAGUGAACUUAGUAACCCAGAUGAAGAUCCAGUGAAUUAUUAGCUUUUUCAAUUCCAAUAUUCUUCUGUCAUUGUUACUUCGUAUGUAGACUCAGACAAGUAUUUAUAAAAAUGUUGUUAGAUGGAUAUAGUAAAAACUAUAAAGUUUCAGUCACAUUAUACCGGUGACAAGGAAGAAUGUUUCACAAUUUUAGAGCAUUAUUUUCUAAGCCAACUAAGAAACACCAGCUCCCUCUCUUCCUAAAACCAUAGUUGCAUGAAGUGGGAGAGGGGAGACCAGGUAGCGACAGCCCUAUAGAAGAGUUUUAAGGUUGGGAGUGGGGCCGG
Messenger RNA from Camellia sinensis, 3146 nucleotides. Lineage: Eukaryota; Viridiplantae; Streptophyta; Magnoliopsida; Ericales; Theaceae. The record is from RefSeq and is a predicted model, not a curated record.